Messenger RNA from Patella vulgata (common limpet), 2292 nucleotides. Its product is annotated as N-sulphoglucosamine sulphohydrolase. The record is from RefSeq and is a predicted model, not a curated record. Lineage: Eukaryota; Metazoa; Mollusca; Gastropoda; Patellidae. Bases 154 to 1740 code for a protein of 528 amino acids. Gene Ontology annotation, biological process: glycosaminoglycan catabolic process; heparan sulfate proteoglycan catabolic process. The transcript has 7 exons. Gene Ontology annotation, molecular function: N-sulfoglucosamine sulfohydrolase activity.
AUCAUGUGAUUCAAGUACCAGUGAAAGGCAGGAAAUGGAGUGGCCUAUUUUCCUUCAUAUCUCAUAUCUGAUGAAUUUUUCAAUUGACAUAUUAUUACCAUAGAUAUAAAUAGUACUGUAAUAUGAUAGCGUUGUAAAUGGGUCGAGAUAUAGAUGAUAAUAAUGUAUAAACAUUACACAUUGUGUUUGUUGUCCAUCUUUUUGUUUAUUUCUCUGUCUUAUUGUAAAAGAUUACAAAAUGUCUUAGUUCUUAUCGGUGAUGAUGCUGGAUUUGAAAGUCCAGUGUAUAAUAAUAAUAUAUGUAAAACACCCAACUUGAUGAAACUAGCAGAAAGAAGUGUUAUAUUCAAACAAGCUUAUACAUCUGUUAGUAGUUGUUCUCCAAGCAGAUCAGCAAUAUUAAGUGGAUUACCUCAACACCAGAAUGGAAUGUAUGGCUUACAUCACAAAGUACACCAUUUUAAUUCUUUUGAUAAAGUUAAAAGUUUACCACUUUUACUCCAGAAAGCUGGUAUCAGAACAGGUAUAAUUGGAAAGAAACAUGUCGGACCUGAAUAUGUUUAUCCAUUUGAUUUUUCUCAAACAGAAGAGAAUCAUUCAAUAUUACAGAUAGGAAGAAAUAUUACUUACAUGAAAAACUAUUUACAUCAAUUUUUAAACUCCAAUGAUACAAGGCCUUUCUUCAUGUAUAUUGGUUUUCAUGAUCCUCAUCGAUGUGGUGCAACUCAUCCGGAAUAUGGAUCAUUCUGUGAGAAAUUUGGAAAUGGUGAACCUGGAAUGGGUAGUAUUGUUGACUGGCAACCUGUACAUUAUAAACCUGAUGAUGUUAUUGUACCAUAUUUUGUACAAGAUACACCAAUGGCUAGAGCUGAUAUAGCUGCACAGUAUACUACUAUCAGUAGAUUAGAUCAAGGUAUUGGUUUAAUGAUAAAAGAAUUAGAAUUAGCUGGUGUUUUAGAUGAUACAUUAAUUAUAUACAGUUCUGAUAAUGGUAUACCAUUUCCUAAUGGUAGAACUAAUCUAUUUGAUGCUGGUAUGGCUGAACCUAUGUUGAUAUCAUCUCCAUACAAUACUCAUAGAUGGGCACAGCAAAGCAAUGCAAUGGUUAGUCUAGUGGAUAUCGUUCCUACUGUACUUGAAUGGUUUGGUCUACAUUAUCCAGAUUACAAGUUAAAUAAACAACUAGUUAAACUUACUGGAAAAUCUUUACUACCUAUUCUAAGUGAAGAGCCAGUCAGUGGCUGGGAUCAUGUAUAUGCUAGUCAUGACCUCCACGAGGUCACUAUGUAUUAUCCAAUGAGAGUUCUUCGUAAUAGACAAUAUAAACUUAUUCAUAAUUUAAACUAUAAAAUGCCAUUUCCAAUUGAUCAGGACUUUUAUUUAUCUCCAACAUUUCAAGAUAUUCUUACACGGACUCGUCACAAGGAAAAUCUGAAUUGGACGAAAUCUCUAAAAACAUAUUAUUAUAGACCUCAGUGGGAGCUAUAUGAUAUUGUAAAUGAUUCACAAGAACUAAAAAACCUGGCUUAUAAUAAGCAGUACCUUGAUGUUAUAAAAUCAUUAAGAAUAGAACUAAAUCAGUGGCAGAAUGUGACUGCAGACCCAUGGAUCUGUGCUCCAACCGGAGUAUUAGAAGCAUCAGGUACAUAUAAAACACAUCCAUCCUGUUUACCGUUAGAUAAUGGUAUGGAUGAAGAAGAUGAUGAAUUAGUUAAUAGAUACACAGUUCAUAUUAAUUGAUUUUCUAAUAUUCUUGAAGGUUUCUCUAUAGUCUUAAAUCCCAAGGGGGGGGGGGGGUAGAUGGCCGAAUGGUUAGCACGUGCACGCUGUAUCAUACGGUCUAUCAUUGAGUCAACUGGCGGGGUUUCGAUUCCCCGGUUGUACGUGAAAAGGAGUAGGCUCGCCUGUCCAACCUUGUAGGUUUUCUCCGGGUCCUCCGGUUUCCUCCCACUGCUAAAGACCCCUACGCGUAAGCGAAUUAUUGAAAUAAAAUGCCAUUUCCAAUUGAUCAGGACUUUUAUUUAUUCAUCACAUCAUUGUAAAUACUGAACAGAUAAUGUCCAGACAGGUAUUAAGGUAGAUUAAAAAGAGACAAAUCAAAAGAUGGCCCGUCUGUUAAGAAAUUUUAAAUUCAUGGUAUCCUUUGUAAAUAGUGAAUAGAAUUGAACUAUUGUUGGACUGAUAUUAAAAAGAAAGGAAUAAUUUAUAUUUUUAUACAUGCAUGUAAUUUUAUUGUAAAUAAUUACAUAUAAAUAAACAUAUAAAUAAACAUACAAAAAAAUAAACAAAAUA